Besnoitia besnoiti is the source of this 1854-nucleotide messenger RNA. RefSeq lists its product as uncharacterized. Lineage: Eukaryota; Apicomplexa; Conoidasida; Eucoccidiorida; Sarcocystidae. The transcript is spliced from 4 exons. The record is from RefSeq and is a predicted model, not a curated record. Bases 1 to 1854 code for a protein of 617 amino acids.
AUGGUUGUCGAACAAAGUGUGAACGACCAACGCGCCACACCUCACGCGGGCAAGAUGUGUGGGCCGGAGCUGCUGUCGAUGCACAUCCCCGGGGCGCCGGCUGUGGGCGGCGACGCCUCCCACCCGCCGCGCGUGGGCAACCGCGUGCGCUGCCACACGGACGGCUUCAUCGUCCUGCCGCAGCGCUUCCGCGAAGACGGCAAGCGCCGAGACCCCUCGCGGCCGAUCUCGCCGGCCUCCUUCGUCCCGCGGCCAAGCGAGCCGCCGGCCAAGCCUCCGCGGUUUCGGCUGGGCGCGAGUGUGUUAGGCGCAGUCGCGGAGGAGGAAACGGACCCUGCGAUGCCGUCAGAUCAGCGGGCGUUUUCGGCCUCGUUCUCGCCCUACGCGGCGAUUUCUUCGCUCUACCCCGACGUGUGGAAGGUACACACGGCGUCCAGCCGCGCCGCGAUGACCUCUGCGAGCUCCGUAGGCGCCGCAGGCGCCGCGGUGUCACCGAGCGCCAAGUGCCACGAGGAGAAGGACUUGGGGGAGAACGAGCAGGAGUCGGCGGAGUUCGUGCGCGGCGACCGCGCCGGGCCCGCGCCUGCUGUGGCGCCCGCGCCGGUCUCCGGCGGGUGUGUCCCUGGGCCCUCAGGCGGCGAAGAGGCUGCCGCGUUGAUCGAGAAACUGUCUCUCUCGCCUUCCGUGCCGGCGUCCGCCCCUGAUGGGGGGGAGGGCGACGGUCUGGUCGCAGAGGAGGACCCUACAGAGAACAACGGGCUGCGGCUGUCUCAGCCGAGUUCUGGGAACGAGGCCGCGGAGAGUCGGUGUGAGCACGCGGAUCUCUUCAGCCAGGGCGGCGCCGAGAGCGUGUCGUGCCUCUCAGCUGUCAGCCAGACGCUGGAGGCGAGAGCCUCUAUGCCCGCGGGCCGCACGCGCGCGGUGACUUUGGACUCCUUUGAUGCAGAGUUCCGCGCUCAGGCCGGACGGAAGACGCGGGCGGACGAGUUCCCGGUGUCUCCUCUGCUGACGUUCACGCUGCAGAAUCUGAGGAUGCAGGCUGAACAGCGCGGGCCAACCGAGGAGGAUCUCACGCUGCCGCCAUUCCUUUCCUUCGAUCUUCCAGAGCGCGCACUGUCCUCCGUACCAGAGAGCGAGGCCCGGGCGAAUAGCAUCGCCGUAGAGGGUCGAGUGGUUCAAGCGGGAGAAGGGCACGCGUGGGCACGGAGUGGGCUGGGGCGAGAGGAGGGAGGAAAAGAGGAGGGGAUGAUCAAGUCCGGGGGCAGUCUGGCGCGGCUGCUGGUUUGGAAACUCGCACAUCGAGCUGCUUGGGAAUUGGAAAGGGCCCGAAGAGCGGCCUCAGGUCUCACGCGAUCCCGCCACCUCGGCUUCCAGCCUCGCGCCGCCGGUGCUCAACGCGUCUCCGGCCUCCGCCGCGGCUUCCAGGCCUGGGCACCCACACCGGGGGUUUCAGCUCUCGCGCGGGGCGGGGCGGACCGAGUCUCUGCAUCUGGCGGCAGCCUGAAGAGAGCGGCGGUCUGUCACUCUCUUUUUCUGGAGCUCAAAGGCACGGUCUACCUGACAGGCGGUUGUGGGGUGGCGAGCGCACACCUGUGGGUCUGCGCGCGGGCCGCAGCUGCAGGCUGGGCACGCGUUGCCUUGGAGAGGCGAAGACGUCGCGGGAGGGGGAUGAUGUGUGUAUGCUGUGGCGGCGACUGUCGAGUGCCCCUGGUAGGCGCCCGGGGCGAGGUUGGACCGGUCCGGUCGUCUUCGGAUGGGGACGGCACGUUGACGAGUUCGCCGGGGAAUCUACAGAGGAAAGGCACGGUCGAGCUCGGGGAGGGGAGUGGCUGCGAGCGCGCAUGCGGCUGCUGA